Aspergillus heteromorphus CBS 117.55 is the source of this 2502-nucleotide messenger RNA. RefSeq names its product threonine/serine exporter family protein. Gene Ontology annotation, molecular function: transmembrane transporter activity. The record is from RefSeq and is a predicted model, not a curated record. Gene Ontology annotation, biological process: transmembrane transport. The transcript is spliced from 3 exons. Bases 1 to 2502 code for a protein of 833 amino acids. Lineage: Eukaryota; Fungi; Ascomycota; Eurotiomycetes; Eurotiales; Aspergillaceae.
AUGGCCGAACCGAAUGCCGACCACCCGUCGUAUGAGCUGCUGGCGCGGAGGAACAACAGCUGGGACGAGAAUGACGACACGCUGUCCCAUCCCGAAGAAUCUCAAUCUCAAUCCCAAUCCCAAUCCCCAUCCCCAUCCCCUGAAGGCUCGUCUGGUGCCCCCGCGGAGGGCACCAGACCGCCACGAGUGCGAUUCCGCUCCGUCAGCAAUACCGACGAGGAUGGCAGCGAGCGACCGGCCCCGACGCGCCCGUCGAUGAUGCCGCGCGCCGACUCGGACUACUCGCUGCGAUCGGUGCACUCGUACCUGCAGCCCACCGUGACGCAGUCCAGUGACCUGGCCGACUACGACGAGCACGACGACCACGACUACCCUAAUGCCGCCGAUGCUGAAGCUGCCGCAGACACCACCAAACCCGCCCCCUCCUCGCCCACCGAAAAGGAACCCGUCGAGCCCGUGUCCGCGCGAGACCGCUGGAGGAACGCCAGCAAGCUGCUGCGCCAGAAGACGGUGCUGCUGGGCGAGCGACUGGGACGGCCGCUGGACGAUGUGGGCGACCUGGGGGCGGCGAUGCUGCCGGAGGAUCUGGAGGGAGGCCCGCCGCGCCAUCAUCGCCCCGAGGAGCAAGACCCGUUCGACAUCCACCACCGCGAGGGUGACGAGCCCCCGCCGCCCCCCAGCGCCGAGGCCCAUCGCCUGCCCAAGUCCGCCUACGCCAAAUCCGGCCAGGAGACCCCCGACGGCCUGGGCCGGCCUGACUCGUGGUACGGCGCCAGCACCCCCGGACGCAGCGGCGGCGGCGGCGGUGGCAUUCUCUCCCAGCUGCUGAAGCUGCACGCCCAGCAGGCCAACCGCGACAACAUGUCCAUGACCGACUCCGACAGCGAGUCCGUCAUCUCCUCCGGCACCGCCACCCCCCGGCGCGACUUCUCUGCCAGCACCACCGCGUCCGGCACUGCCACCCCCAAGAAGGACAAGGUGAAGUGGUACAAGAAGUCCAGCCACCACUCGACCGCCUCCCUGGUGGAGGCGUCCAUGAACCUCAGCCGCGCCAGCCUGCCCGCGUCCGCAGACACCCUCGUCAACAUCGGCCCGCCCAAGAAGAAGGGCAAGAAGCGCAAGACGCGGCUGGAGGACGAGAUCCGCGUCACCGUGCACAUCGCCGAGAUCCUGGCCCGUCAGCGCUACAUCAUGCAGCUGUGUCGCGCGCUGAUGCGGUACGGCGCCCCGACCCACCGGCUGGAGGAGUACAUGCAGAUGACGGCGCGGGUGCUGGAGGUCGAGGGCCAGUUCCUGUACCUGCCGGGGUGCAUGAUCAUGUCGUUCGAUGACCCGACCACGCGUACCGCCGAGGUCAAGCUCGUCCGCGUCGUGCAGGGCGUCGACCUGGGCCGCCUGGCCGAAACCCACAACGUGUACAAGAACGUGGUGCACGACAUGAUCGGCGUCGAGGAGGCCAUCCAGGAGCUGGACUUCAUCAUGAAGCGGCCGCCGCGCUUCAACAAGUGGAUCCUGGUGGUGACCUACGGCCUGGCCAGCGUGGCCGUCGGGCCCUUCGCCUUCGACGCGCGCCCCAUCGACAUGCCCAUCAUCUUCUUCCUCGGCUGCCUGGUCGGGCUGAUGCAGCACGUCCUCGCCCCGCGCUCGGUGCUCUACUCGAACGUCUUCGAGGUCACCGCCGCCAUCCUCACCUCCUUCCUCGCCCGCGCCUUCGGCUCCAUCUACGCGACCAUCGACGGCGAACGGCAGCGCCUCUUCUGCUUCUCCGCGCUCGCGCAAUCCUCCAUCGCACUGAUCCUGCCGGGGUUCAUGGUCCUGUGCAGCAGUCUGGAACUGCAAUCGCACCAGAUGAUCGCGGGGUCCAUCCGAAUGGUCUACAGCAUCAUCUACUCGCUCUUCCUCGGGUACGGCAUCACGGUCGGCACGACGAUCUACGGCCUGAUCGACGGCGACGCCUCCUCGCAAACCACCUGCUCGAACACCUCCGUCUGGGGCAGCAAAUACACGCAGCACUUCGUGUUCGUGCCCAUCUACGUGAUCUUCCUGGCGGUCAUCAACCAAGGCAAAUGGAAGCAAGUGCCCGUGAUGAUCGUGAUCGCGGUCUGCGGCUACGUCACCAACUACUUCAGCACGCUGAAACUGGGCUCCAACUCCGAAGUCGCCAACACGGUCGGCGCCUUCACCAUCGGCUUGCUGGGGAACCUGUACAGUCGGCUGUGGCACGGGCACGCCGCGACGGCCAUUCUGCCCGGGAUCUUUGUGCUUGUGCCGUCGGGGCUCGCGUCGAGUGGCUCGUUGCUGUCCGGGAUCGAGUACGCGAAUGAGGUGCGCGAGAAUCUGAAGUCGGGCAAUAGUUCGUCGACGAGCACUUCGGAUUCGUCGAUCGCGAGUCUGGGUUUCGGGAUGAUCCAGGUGGCGAUUGGCAUUACGGUCGGGCUGUUUAUUUCGGCGUUGAUUGUUUAUCCGUAUGGGAAGAGGAGGAGUGGGUUGUUUAGUUUUUAG